UUUUACAUACAAAUCAAUGUAGAAGAAGACAAACAUCAUAUUCUAAAGAUGUCGGCGACCAGGGAAAAAGAUGGUCGACCAGGGAAACCGUCAGGAAAGGAAUCUCAACCUUUGAUUAUAGCCAAAACUCCGGCAGAGGAGCAGCGCCUUAAAUUGGAGAGAUUGAUGAGAAACCCUGAUAAACCUGCUCCUAUCCCAGACCGACCAAAAGAAUGGAACCCUCGGGCUCCUCCGGAGUUUGUGCGGGACGUGAUGGGCUCCAGUGCAGGGGCUGGCAGUGGAGAGUUCCAUGUGUACAGACACCUUCGCAGGCGAGAGUAUCAGAGACAGGACUUCCUGGACAAGAUGACUGAGAAGCAAAAGAUGGAUUUGGACUAUCUUGACAAGGUGUCAGAUAACCAACAGGCAGCUGAUGAAAGAACAGCCAAACGCAGGAAGAAAAGGGAAAAGCUGAAGCAGAAGAAGCUUAUGGCAAAGAAAGCCAAGCAGGAAGCCAACAAUGUUGAAGAUUCUGAGAAGUCCUCCUCCAGCGGUGAAGAGGAUGACCAGGAGAGGGAGGCUGAGGAUGAUGCAGAGGCACCCAGCUUCGUCAUGGGGAAGAGGUGAAUGCCUGCCACUGGGUCAUGAGACACGCUCCAGGAAGAAAUUGAACAGGGGGGUCAAUAUCUAAUACCUGUUUAGAAAUCAACACAGCUGAGCAACACAGCCCAGCUUUUAUCAAUGUCAUGGACUCCAUAGACAUCUGAGAGAGAACAAAGGGAGAUGAGCCUCUGUUAGGGAACUGACAUUCUUCCAAACUCAUGUUUGUAGUUUAGAGCAGUGUUACCUGGCCCUGGUCCUCGGGUACCGCCAACAGUACACAUUUUUUUGUUGUAGCCCUGGACAAACACACCUCAUCCAACUCAUUGAGGGCUUGAUGAUUAGUUGACAAGUUGAAACAGGUGUGCUUGUCAAGGGUUACAAUAAAAAUGUACUGUUUGGGGGUACUCAAGGAACAGGGUUGGGAAACACUGGUUUUAGAGGACCUCGUUCCAAUUCAGUGAAUCGAGGUUGACAAAGCUGGGUUUCGCAUUUAUUAGGCACAGAAGGAAACUGACUGAAACAGGGAGGGAAUACCUGAACUUGAAAUGCUCCUAUAAGAAAUACAUAUUUUUGUUUUCUGUUGCAAAACCUUUUGCUACAGUGUGCCCUAAUGAAUGCAAUGAUACAGGUGUCUCUCAUUUGAAAUAUUUUCCUUUUUUGUGGUAGUAUAAUUGCUCACUUGUUUAUUUUUUUAUACUGUACUUGUGUAUAUAUUUUUAAUAAACAUCUGGGAAGAAUAAGGCCUAUAUUUGCUGUAUUUUCCUCCUGUAGAAUCUUCUGGAAUAGUUUAUUACUAUAUGAUAGCCCAAUUUCAUAAGCCAUACAUUUACUUAAGGACAAGCAUGGUUAAGCAAUUUUCACAGUGCUGAUCAGGACAUAACUCCUAUAAGGGUCACUCUCCACUCGUGAAAUGAAUUUGGGGAAGGAUAAUGCAUUUCUUUGAGUAUUUGUUCUAAGAGGAAAGCAGAUGCUUGUAUUAGGAUUUUUAUAAAGAAGUGCUUGCAGUAAUAACCUGGGUAAAACUUGGAUCUGCAAUUACUUUACCAGGAAGCAAUCAUUGCAGGGUAUGUUGUAAUUUUUAUUGCAUGUGUCUUGUUCAUCCAAUGACAUACAGUACCAGUAAAAAUGUUUGUCACCUACUAA
Salmo salar (Atlantic salmon) is the source of this 1725-nucleotide messenger RNA. The record is from RefSeq and is a predicted model, not a curated record. Lineage: Eukaryota; Metazoa; Chordata; Actinopteri; Salmoniformes; Salmonidae.